Molecule: messenger RNA, 765 nt
Organism: Paramecium tetraurelia
Lineage: Eukaryota; Ciliophora; Oligohymenophorea; Peniculida; Parameciidae
Exons: 2
Biological process (GO): autophagy of mitochondrion; nucleophagy; C-terminal protein lipidation
Cellular component (GO): Atg12-Atg5-Atg16 complex; phagophore assembly site membrane; cytoplasm
Source: RefSeq, a predicted model, not a curated record
AUGAACUCUUAACAAUAUUAGCAAGAAAUCUGGGAUAUGAGAGUCGCAGUCAGAGUAGAACUCUAAGAUAGCAAAAUACCGCCCAUGUAUCUCAUGAUUUAUAGAUAACAUUAUUUGCUUUUCUAUUACCAAUAGAUCUUUGAUCAUUUUCACUCCUUUACUCCUUAGGUUAAUAAAAUAAAUCAAAUUACUUUCCAAUGCAAUGAAGUUCAGUUACCAUAUUAAAUACCUUUUGGGGUGUUGGUGGAUUUACAUCCUAGUGAGGACAUAUUCAUGCCUAUUGAAUUAAAAUUAAUCUACACAAAAGAAACACAUUUUGUCGAUUUAGAAGAUGAAAUUAAGAACCAAAUCAAAUUUAAUCUAAAAUAGGCUUGCUUUGGUCGUUACAACCAUGAGGGAUAUGGAACUCCACUUAAAAAUUUAACAUAAUAUAUGUCCAUAAGCGAUGAAAAGUAAGCCUUAAAGCAAAUCAAGUCAUUUGAAAAUAAGGAGGAUCUCUAUAGAUAUUAUAAGAAAAUAUUCGAAUCCCCUAAAACUGGAAGGAUAUAACUUCCUAUUAGAAUAUAUUUCAAAACUGGAGGUCACUUAUAAACUAUAAUUGAAUUGAAGGACUAAUAAUUAACAAUAGGGCAAGCCUUAAGCACCAAAUUGUAGGGAGCUACUUUUAUAUUCAACGGAGCUCACUUAAAUAUGAGCAUACCAGCUCAAGAUUUUUAUGAUUAGCUUUACUCAAUUGAUGGAUUUUGUUAUUUUGUUUGUGAGUGA